UUCUGUUUCUUUUCGAGCCACACUCUCACUCUUUCCCAUAGACACGGACACGCGUUUGCUGAGUGAGCAAGCAAACAAGAAGAAGAAGCAGCAGCAGCAUGGGAGCUUGCUGCAACGGCGAUGUUUCGUCGUUGCCUCACUCAUACGACGCCGUUUCCGCCCGCGAUCUCAGGCCCUCCAAGCAUGUCCACGACAAUCUCCAUGGCAACAUUUACCUUGAUAACCUCAGUUUGAAGUUCAUUGACACUGAGCAGUUUCAGAGGCUUCGCGAAUUGAAACAACUCGGUUUGGCAAAUAUGGUCUAUCCAGGUGCUGUCCAUUCUAGAUUUGAGCAUUCUCUUGGCGUGUAUUGGCUUGCUGGUCAAUCCAUUGAAAUGCUUAAAAAUUUUCAAGGCUUGGAACUUGGUAUUAAUAGAUUUGAUAUGCAAACAGUUAAACUAGCAGGACUUCUGCAUGAUAUUGGGCAUGGGCCUUUCAGUCACUUAUUUGAACGUGAAUUUCUUCCCAAAGUUACUAAUGGUUCUCAGUGGUCACAUGAACAAAUGUCAGUCAAUAUGGUAGAUUAUAUUGUUAAUGAACAUCACAUUGAUGUUGAUCCUGAGAUGAUAAAAAGAGUCAAGGAGAUGAUACUAGCAAGCUCUGAAUUUACUCUUCCCCGAAGCUCAACUGAGAAAGGUUUCUUGUAUGAUAUUGUUGCAAAUGGUCGAAAUGGAAUUGAUGUUGACAAAUUUGAUUAUAUUGCCCGUGAUUGUCGAGCUUGUGGUCUGGGUUGCAACUUUGAAUUUCAGAGAUUAUUGGAGACCAUGCGGGUUUUGGAUGAUGAGAUUUGCUAUCGUGCAAAGGAAUAUUUGAGCAUCCAUAAGUUAUUUUCCACUCGAGCUGAUCUGUACAGAACAGUUUAUACUCAUCCAAAAGUAAAGGCAAUAGAACUUAUGGUGGUUGAUGCACUUGUUCAAGCAAAUGAUUAUUUGGAGAUCUCAUCUCACAUUUUGAAUCCUUCUGAGUACUGGAAGCUGGAUGACACAAUAAUUAAAACAAUUGAGACAGCACCUAGUCAGGAACUAAAGGAAUCUAGAGAGUUGAUCCUGCGCAUUCGAAGAAGGAAUCUGUACCAGUUCUGUAAUGAGUAUGCUGUACCAAAGGAUAUGGUGGAAAACUUUAAGAAGGUCACUGCCCAAGAUAUUGUUUGUUCCCAGAAGAGUGGCGGAGGUACACUCAGAGAGGAGGACGUCGCUGUUUCUAAUGUAAAAAUUGAUUUAACUCGUGGGAAACAUAAUCCUCUUGAAAGCAUUAACUUCUUCAAGGAUUAUGAUAGUGAUGAGAAAUUUACAAUUUCCAAUGACCGCGUAAGCCACCUGCUGCCAACAACAUAUCAAGAUAUGAUAGUUCGGGUGUAUGCCAAAAAGCCAGAAUUGGUGGAAGCUAUUUCAGAUGCUUUUGAAAACUUUCAGUUAAGAACAUAUGGGAUCAAAGCACAAGUACACUCAACACCAGAGAAGAAGAAACGUCGAUACACUGCAUGUAUAUGAGAGAGAAGGAGGAAAAGACAAAAAAAUACAGCAGCAACAACAACAAAAGAAUGACCAUAAGGAAAAAACACGUGAAGAAGAAGGAGCGCGAAAAAGGAGGAGAAUGAGGAACGCGAAGAAGAAAGCGAAGAAGAAGAAGAAGACGCUCUGUGCGUAAACGAGCGUGAGAAGAAGCGCGGGAGAAGAAGAAGAAGCGUGGGGGGAAGAAGCAUUGAGCGAUUUCGUGUGUAUUGGACGCGUGUAUUUCACAUUUCAUUUAAUGGUAUUGGACUUUUUUGGUGUUGGGUCAAUUUGGUUACAUGGUUACAUGGAUGUGUAGCAUCCAUAGAUUUAUAUAGUAAGAACUUCGAAACUAAUAAAAGUUG
Messenger RNA from Arachis stenosperma, 1894 nucleotides. RefSeq lists its product as uncharacterized. Gene Ontology annotation, molecular function: dGTPase activity. Gene Ontology annotation, biological process: dGTP catabolic process. Gene Ontology annotation, cellular component: nucleus. The transcript has 20 exons. The coding region runs from base 99 to 1529 and encodes 476 amino acids. NCBI's taxonomy places the organism in Eukaryota, Viridiplantae, Streptophyta, Magnoliopsida, Fabales, Fabaceae. The record is from RefSeq and is a predicted model, not a curated record.